UGGUGUUUGAGCUUACAGCCCCCAUUACAACCACGUUUAUAGUAGAAAGAAGAUAGAUGACUGCUACCUAAGCUUCUUUUUGGGGGUCUAAGGCGACUCCUACUAGGAAGAUAUCUCCAUCUGAAUUAUUGACCUCGGAUACAGUCACGUCUUUGAACCUUUAUACCGGAACAAAGGGUUACUUUUCUGGGUUCCUGGCUUCUUGCUGCUAUGUCUUGUGGCUAAACAUAAGGAUCUGUGAGGACAAACUAAAGAAGACCACUGAAUUUUUUACAUAAAGUUUAUUUAAUCAACAAUUCCAAUAGAAUUUCUCCGCCCUAAUGACUGAAUUAUCAGCAUCACUAACUCAGCUGCAGCAGGGACAGGUCCCGGAAGACUUUGCUGACAGCCACGCUGCAAACAUGAAUGACAACAGUGAUCGCAGAAACACUGAACGUUCCGAAUCCCAGAGCAAUGGACAGACGCAGAGCAGCUCGCAGCAAGUGCUGGAACAAGACGAGGAAGAAGACGAGGAGCUUACACUGAGAUAUGGUGCCAAGCAUGUAAUUAUGCUUUUUGUGCCAGUAACACUUUGUAUGGUGGUCGUGGUAGCAACAAUAAAGUCGGUCAGCUUUUACACGAGAAAAGAUGGACAGCUUAUCUAUACCCCAUUCACAGAAGAUACAGAAACAGUUGGACAAAGAGCCCUGAACUCCAUCCUGAACGCUGCAAUAAUGAUCAGUGUUAUUAUUGUGAUGACCAUCCUGCUAGUGGUUCUCUACAAGUAUCGGUGUUAUAAGGUCAUUCAUGGCUGGCUCAUCAUUUCCUCCUUAUUGCUCCUGUUUUUCUUCUCUUUCAUCUACUUAGGAGAAGUGUUUAAGACGUAUAACGUUGCCAUGGAUUACAUCACUCUUGCCCUGAUGAUCUGGAAUUUUGGAGUGGUGGGAAUGAUCUGCAUUCAUUGGAAAGGACCCCUCCUCUUACAACAAGCCUAUCUCAUUAUGAUCAGUGCUUUGAUGGCUUUGGUGUUCAUCAAAUACCUUCCUGAAUGGACAGCCUGGCUUAUUCUUGCAGUUAUAUCAGUUUAUGAUCUUGUUGCGGUUUUGUGUCCAAAGGGACCCCUUCGUAUGCUUGUGGAGACCGCUCAGGAGAGAAAUGAAACCCUCUUCCCAGCCUUAAUCUAUUCUUCUACAAUGAUCUGGCUAGUAAAGAUGGCAGAUGGAGAUCCAGGAUUUUCACAGAGUGGAUCAAAGAAGACUUCAUUAAACCCACAAGUUCCAGUAGAGGCAGGUGGUGGUGCAGCUACUUCGGAUGACAAUGGAGGGUUUGAUGCUGAGUGGGAUGAACAAAUGGAUUCCAGGGUUGGCCCAAUUGGCUCUACUGCUGAAUCCCGAGCGGCUGUGCAAGCUUUACCCAGUAAUGCACCUCCAAGUGAAGACCCUGAAGAACGGGGUGUGAAACUUGGGCUUGGAGACUUCAUAUUUUACAGUGUCCUUGUAGGAAAAGCUUCAGCCACAGCCAGUGGAGAUUGGAAUACGACCCUGGCUUGUUUUGUUGCCAUAUUGAUUGGCCUGUGCCUUACUCUUCUACUUCUUGCCAUCUUCAAGAAGGCAUUGCCUGCACUUCCCAUCUCCAUCACAUUUGGACUUGUAUUCUAUUUUGCUACAGACAACUUAGUGCGGCCUUUUAUGGAUCAGUUGGCAUCGCAUCAAUUUUAUAUUUAACCUCGGGACAACUUUUUUUUUUUUUUCUGUAUUGGACUUUUGUUUCCGUCAACGUGACUGUUCAUGGUUACAUACAAGAAAAGCUCAUUGCUUUUCAGAUUGUUUCUUUUCCCAAAUCGAAAGGUUUGAGUAUUUUACUCCCUUAGUGCUGAGGAAGAAUCAAACCUGUGUACUGUUUGUAUGAUUGUUUUUUGGACAGUUUCCAGUCAUCAAACCAAGAGCUAUGAUGGUCGAAGGUUUACAAAAUGAUGACAUUCCUUUACCAGCAAAAAAAAAAGUCUAUUUACGUGACACAAGAUCCUUUCGCAUGUGCUGUUCCAAAAGUGGAAAACUUCUUCAACCUCAAGAUAAGAGAAGACCUUAGGAUGGUAAAAUGGUGUGAAUAUUAUCGAGGAUGUUUAAUUUUUUAUUUCCACACCGAAGUACAAAAUGCCAAGCAGAGAGGGCAUUUGUGGCCAGAAUUCCAAAAAAGUGAGCAGUGCAAAUACUUAUAAUGGAAGCAAUACUCUCUAGAACAAAUGUGAUCUUCCUAUAAUAUAACACUAUUGGGAAAAUGCCAAUACUAUAAAGAAAACCCGUCUCAACUUUUUUUUUUUUUUUUUUUCAUGAAAUAACAAUAUAAAAAAAAAAUUCUGGGAGUAAAUGCUAUACAGUCGGCGCUGACAUUAAACACUUGUAGAAAUUUUGUUCUAUUUUACUUUCCUACAAGGGAGAUGUCAUAUUACAGCACAGCAGGGGAAAAAAUAAUAAUAAAGUAUGCUUUUGUUUCUUUUGUAUUCUAUAAUUAUUGUAGUGUUUUUAAUAUUUUUUUAUUUUUUAUUGUACUGUUCAUUGAAGCAUUGUCACUACUGAAAUCUUUGAUAGAGGAUUUGUUACACAGAAAGCUGAAAGCUAUGACUGCAUCAGGGAGAUGGGGGAUUGUAAAUGUUGACCGGAUCUCGGAUCAUCCCUUCCUGUCGCAGAUGUCUUCUGGGGGAGCGGUUUGUUUUGUAGACUCACAAUGGUGAUACUCUACUUAUUUCACUCUAAAGUCUCCCAAAACUAUACUGUUUAUCAUGUUUUUUGUUUUUUUUUAAUUAAAAUUAAGUUGUCUACUUUAAGAAAUGUCACACUGGAGAAUAUUAAUGGCAGCCAUUAAAUAUUAUUUUACAAAGGGAAAAUGUUAUAAAAAAAUAUCAUUUUGAUCUGUUUCCAUGAGAUUAUACCUAUUAAGAUGAAAUCACUGUUUAAACCACCACUGUAUGUGUAGAGCAGGUGCUUUAAUGAUACUUGUUGCCCCUUUUACCUAUUAGACCUAAUUAGAGAUGAGCGAAUUUA
Molecule: messenger RNA, 3020 nt
Organism: Hyla sarda
Lineage: Eukaryota; Metazoa; Chordata; Amphibia; Anura; Hylidae
Gene: PSEN1
Product: presenilin 1
Exons: 12
Coding region: 321-1703 (460 amino acids)
Biological process (GO): calcium ion transport; smooth endoplasmic reticulum calcium ion homeostasis; membrane protein ectodomain proteolysis
Cellular component (GO): perinuclear region of cytoplasm; dendritic shaft; endoplasmic reticulum
Molecular function (GO): cadherin binding; beta-catenin binding; aspartic endopeptidase activity, intramembrane cleaving
Source: RefSeq, a predicted model, not a curated record